Molecule: messenger RNA, 765 nt
Organism: Cyclocybe aegerita
Lineage: Eukaryota; Fungi; Basidiomycota; Agaricomycetes; Agaricales; Hemipholiotaceae
Source: the annotation of a GenBank genome assembly
AUGGCUCCUCUUCCUCCUUCGAAGAAUAUUAAAUCUUGUUAUAAUCCGAAGUGCAAAUACUUUAAUACGAUAAAUGAGAAGGCCCCUCUCAAGUGUGCACGUUGCAAGACCGCUCACUAUUGCGACAAGGAUUGUCAAAAAGCUCACUGGCCAACUCACAAGGAGUUUUGCGAAAUCUGGGCAGAAACCGCAAAGAACAACGGCGAAGUCCCGGUCGUUCAAAUCAAGAAGAAAAUGACGCAGCUCAUCUGGCUCGUUCGCGGUAUUCUCGACUACAGCGCAGCCUUAUACAAAGAAUUCCUCCACUGGAAGCGUCAAGGCCGACGAGGUUGCAUAGAGUUCUAUUUCGAGAACUUCAAUGAACUAUACGAGGCGAUCCGUGUUCUUGAAGCGCUUCCUGUCGUCGAUCACAUCUCAUUCUACCCAAUGCCGUUCGCUCCCACCUAUAGUGAAGAUGCCAAUGGCAAGCCGGUGGCGCAGAAACUUCCCGUCCGCGUUGUAACAGAAGAACACGAGGAGGCAUUCACGAGAGAAGUAGAUAGCAGGAUGAACUUCAAUGAGAGCACUCAGGAAGCGCGACCGAACAUGAUGAAUUGUUUGAAGCUCCUCGGCGCGAACGAGAACGUGUUCCUGAUUUCUGUAACGGUCAAGCUCCACGGCACAUAUUCGACGCAUAUGUUUGACUUCCUCUACAAGCGGCACAGCUGGUACCCAGAGGACGGCCCUUGGCCGGAGGAAAAGGAGCGGUCAAAGAAGAGGAAAUAG